Notechis scutatus (mainland tiger snake) is the source of this 828-nucleotide messenger RNA. RefSeq names its product fibroblast growth factor 5 (gene FGF5). Gene Ontology annotation, molecular function: growth factor activity. Lineage: Eukaryota; Metazoa; Chordata; Lepidosauria; Squamata; Elapidae. The record is from RefSeq and is a predicted model, not a curated record.
AUGAGCCUGCCUUUCUCCAGCUGCCUCCUCUUCCUCCUCCUUCGCUUGCUUAGUGGCCACUUGAUCCUCCCGGCUCUGGCGCGCCCGCGGCCCCCACGGGCGCAAUUUGGAGAGGCCGAGCCCCACAGCAGCCGCAGCAAUCUUGGAAAUCGCCCUGCUACUUCGUCUCUCUCCUCCUCCUCCUCUUCCUCCUCCUCCUUUCCCGCGCCUUCCUCUUAUUCCUCCCCCUCCGCGGGAGUUCAAAGCGGCGGCUCGGAGAUGAGCAGUUUUAAGUGGAGUCCCUCCGGGCGUCGAACGGGCAGCCUCUACUGCAGAGUGGGCAUCGGUUUCCACCUCCAGAUCCACCCGGAUGGGCUGGUCAACGGCUCUCACCACGACAGCCUCUUAAGUAUGGUGGAAAUAUUCGCCGUGUCUCAGGGGAUAGUAGGAAUACGUGGAGUUUUCAGCAACAAAUUUUUAGCCAUGUCGAAAAAAGGAAAACUGCAUGCAAGUGCCAAAUUUACCGAUGACUGUAAGUUCAGGGAGCGGUUUGAAGAAAACAGCUACAACACCUACUCCUCAGCAGUUCACAGGACUGUGAAAACGGGAAGGGAGUGGUACGUGGCUUUGAACAAGAGAGGCAAAGCCAAACGUGGGUGCAGCCCACGAGUAAAACCCCAGCAUGUCUCCACUCAUUUCCUUCCACGGUUCCAACAAACGGAACCCCCCGAACUUUCUUUCACAGUGGCUGUCCCCGAGAAGAAACGACCACCGGUGGCCCUUCCAGCCAAGCCCAAAGUUCCUCAGAAGAAACCGGUCAAGUACAGACUCAAGUUUCGCUUUGGAUAG